This is a messenger RNA of Morchella importuna, 351 nucleotides long. RefSeq lists its product as uncharacterized. Bases 1 to 351 code for a protein of 116 amino acids. Lineage: Eukaryota; Fungi; Ascomycota; Pezizomycetes; Pezizales; Morchellaceae. The record is from RefSeq and is a predicted model, not a curated record. Gene Ontology annotation, cellular component: Sec61 translocon complex. Gene Ontology annotation, biological process: intracellular protein transport. The transcript has 3 exons.
AUGUCUUCCUCACCACGCGCAACUUCUCCCACCGGUGCCACUUCUGGCUCAGAGCGCGAUGUCCGCUCAUCAGCCCGUGCGUCAUCUCCGUCAGUCCCCGGAGGUCCUAAGGCUGUUAUGCGCCGAAAGACUGCUGCCGACAGGGCUGCUCAGGCAGCAAAUGCCCGUCCCUCCAGCACCCGCGCUGCCGGCGCCGGUGGAAGCAGCAGCACUAUGUUGAAGCUCUACACCGACGAGUCCCCCGGACUCAAGGUCGACCCCGUCAUUGUCCUCGUUCUCUCCUUGGGUUUCAUCUUCAGUGUUGUGGCUAUGCACAUCAUUGCCAAGCUUAGUAGGAAAUUCGCCGCGUAA